Clonostachys byssicola is the source of this 843-nucleotide messenger RNA. The record is from the annotation of a GenBank genome assembly. NCBI's taxonomy places the organism in Eukaryota, Fungi, Ascomycota, Sordariomycetes, Hypocreales, Bionectriaceae.
AUGUCGCUGGCUCCGUAUCCCAUCCGGCGGGCCUCGCUCACCCAGGCACUGAUUGACAUGCCAAAACCCUACGAGGGCGAGCCUGAGCGCUAUCGUCUUACGGCAAAUCAGCCAGUUCCUCCUCCCAGAAAGCGAAUGAGCUUUUGGUUCCGCACCCGUUGGGUCAGAACUCUCAGCCGCCCAGUCCAUCGCGACACUGUAGACCUUCUUCAUGCUGAAGUAAAGCCGCCCCCGCUGGUCGUCAGGCUUCCUUUGAAAAUGCUGCGCUUCCUCCCAGAGGCGGCCACGAUUUGGGCCCAGAAGCAUUUCCCUGAAUGGUUUCUUCCAUCCACUCUAGUCGUGAAAUGCCGAAGGCAAAAUGACCCGGAACACGUCACUUGGCUCCCAGCUGAUCAAGAGCCCCCCUACUUGAGUAAAUUCGACGCUGAGAUCAGGACCUACAACCAGCUGAAGGAGCUCCAAGGCAUCACAAUUCCGAAAUUCCUGGGCCGGACCAUCUGCCGUGACAAGCAUGCCAUGCUUCUCCAGGAUGUUCCCGGCGCCUACCUCUCGAAUCCUGAUGGCGCGACACUGACCUACGACGAGCUGAGAGACCUCCUGGAGAGAUGCUUCUAUGACUUGUCCGAGUUCUCGGCAGUUCAGACCAACCCCAGCACCCGGAACUUUGUCGUCUCGCCCGAUCGACAGAGCCUCACGGCGGUGGAUCUGGAGAACAUCCACAUAGGCUACCCAGAGCCGACUCUCCUUGAUUUCGACUCCCUCUGUACCCAGGGUGGAGUGACUCGCAAGUACGUCGGCUCGCAGAGAUUCUACCGGCAGGAAGGCUACCUUGAGCCCGCUUGA